This is a messenger RNA of Seriola aureovittata, 4342 nucleotides long. RefSeq names its product G protein-coupled receptor 161a (gene gpr161b). The record is from RefSeq and is a predicted model, not a curated record. Bases 609 to 2186 code for a protein of 525 amino acids. Gene Ontology annotation, molecular function: G protein-coupled receptor activity. Gene Ontology annotation, biological process: G protein-coupled receptor signaling pathway. Gene Ontology annotation, cellular component: membrane; recycling endosome. The transcript has 6 exons. Lineage: Eukaryota; Metazoa; Chordata; Actinopteri; Carangiformes; Carangidae.
CGGGAAGCUUUGAUCCAUGUGGGUGGUCCAGCCGGACAAACAUGAUGCUUCAUUCACAAAACCGACCAGCUUUGUAUUAAAUAAAUACACAUGCAUGCAUUGAGCUAGUUUUUGUAAACAUGAGUACAGACGGUUACACUGCAUGUUGCACCCGAAGUUGGAUAAAAAUGUAUUGUAUGGUUUUUCCAGCCCUUCCAGUGUAAUGAUGAUGAAAAAGCACACACAUUACGUGCACUGCCAUUACAUGCUACACUCGAAAUCACAGUCACAAUGCCGAUGUGAAAACAAGGCAGCUCCCCUCGGCGACCACCCACACGCUGGAGGAGUCUGCUGGGAGACGGGGCUGAAGCGGAGGUGGGAGGAGGACGCCAUUGCAGCCGCAGCUGGCCGUCUGUGAUUCGGCUCAAACGUUACUAAACUUCACGAUGUCAGGGGAGGUCUUUCAAGAGAUUUCUCAGGCUUAGAUCACAGUUAUUGGAUCGGAGUUUGAAAACAGACAAAUAAUAUGGAAGUUUUGUCACCGCGGAUGAGAAAAUGUGGAGCCACGGAGCCGAGCCAAAGCAGUCGCCUACCAUUCCUUCACCUGUCCAGUGGCCCAGUCUCUCACCAUGAACACCAGUAGGAACUGCACCGUGGUGGGGAAUGGUGAGGGUCUGGCUGCCCUGGAGUCAGUCUCAAUUGUGACCAUCACGCUCCUCGCCUGCCUGGGGAACCUCUUGAUUGUGGCCACCCUCUAUCGCAGGCCUUAUCUGCUCACACCCAGCAACAAGUUUGUGUUCAGCCUGACCCUGUCCAAUCUGCUGCUGUCAAUGCUGGUGCUGCCGUUCGUGGCCGUGAGCUCGGCAAAGAGAGAGUGGGUGUUUGGGGUGGUAUGGUGCAACUUCACUGCCCUGCUCUACCUGCUCAUCAGCUCUGCCAGUAUGCUCACACUUGGAGCUAUCGCCAUUGACAGGUAUUACGCAGUGCUCUACCCAAUGAUCUACCCCAUGAAGAUCACAGGAAACCGGGCGGUCGUGGUCAUCGCCUACGUGUGGUUACACUCUCUGGUGGGCUGUCUGCCUCCUCUGUUCGGCUGGUCCUCCUUCGAGUUUGACUGCUUCAAGUGGACCUGUGUUGCGUCUUGGCACAGAGAGCCGAGCUACACAGCGUUUUGGGUCGCGUGGUGCAUCCUUCCCCCAUUCUUCAUCAUGCUGGCCUGCUACGGUGUCAUUUUCCGCGUCGCCCGCAUGAAAGCUCGUAAAGUACACUGUGGAACCGUCGUCGUGGCUCAGGACGAUUCUAGUGGAGCUCAGAGGAACGGACGUAAGAACUCCAGCACUUCAACUUCCUCUAAUGGAAGCCGGCGGAGCCUUGUGUACGCAGGGAGCCAGUGCAAGGCCUUCGUCACCAUCUUAGUGGUGAUAGGCACCUUCCUCAUGACCUGGGGGCCGUAUGUUGGUGUGGUGUGUACUGAGGCUUUGUUGGGACAGGGGAGUGUUUCUGAGGGGCUGGAGACUCUGGUAGCAUGGCUUUCCUUCUGCAGCGCCGUGUGCCACCCGCUCAUCUAUGGUUUGUGGAAUAAAACGGUGAGGAAGGAGCUGUUGGGGAUGUGCUUUGGAGACCGCUACUACAGAGAGUCGUUUGCCACUCGACAAAGGACGUCCCGACUGUUCAGCAUCUCCAACAGAAUCACAGACUUGGGUAUGUCCCCACACCUGACUGCCAUGCUGGCAGGUGGAGGGCAUCUGUUAGCCCCUGGCAGCAGCACAGGAGAUACUGGCUUCAGUUUCACUCAGGACUCAUGUACAGAUGUGAUGCUGCUGGAUAACUUCUCCAUUGACGGCUCCUCCCAACCACAGCAGCACGGAAAUCCAUCAGGGAAGAGGAGGAGCUCAGUCACGUUUGAAGACCAGGUUGAGCAUUCCAAAGCUGAAAACACCAACACAUCCUCAGUCCAAGUCCACGCAGAGGUACACAAAUCUCUCGACUCUUUUGCCUCCUGCCUGGCGAAGGCUAUAGAGAGUGACGCUAAACUCACUCUGUUUGGGGACGGUCUGGCCCUGCCAGCGGGACUGUUCACGACCAGGGCAGCGCCGAGACCCAGAUACCUGGACGGUCAGAGACUGAGGCUGGAGAGUAUCGAUGAAGGGAUCGUCAAAGACGACAGAGAUGAAGAAGAGCAGGAUGUGGAGGAGAAACCAGCCUGAACACAGCCGGUCUGGUAACUUGUUGGACGUUCUUAGACCAUACACCGUUAUUAUUGCUGAACUGUAAGGGUUUCGCACCCUUAACACUGUUUUAUAUGAGACCUUUCAGAUUGGAGCUUUUCCUGCUCCUUGGUACACAUUAUGAAGUCUUGUUACACAUGGGUACCCCAUACUUGAAAUUAUUAGGAAACAGGAAGAGGCACAUUAUUCAUUCCACUAUGAUGGACCACACAAAGUGCACACCAAUCUUUGCAAGCUUUUGUAUGUUAUCACACAGGAAGACUUAACUACUGUAACCUAAAUGGUCUGAAUGUUGUAGUAAAUUGUUUACUACUAUAUAUUAUUGUUAUUGUAUGUCCAUGGAAAUGACAAGAACACACACCUCAUUAAGGCUGGGCAGUAAGAAAGAAUACAGUCAUUUCUAUCUUCCAAAGGACUCAAAACACUGCUACCAGAUCCCUUUCAAAAGGUCUUCUUAGUUACAGUAAGAAAAGUCUGUUUCAAGCCCAGAUUUUCAGCCCAGAAAAUAGGAAAAAAAAAGGCCCAUUAUAAUUUACCACAGCACAAAAUAACGUCUUCAAAUGUCUUGUUUUGUCUGACCAACAGUCCAAAAGCCAAAGAUAUUCAGUUUAUUAUUACUGUAUGUACGACAUCAAGCAUCAAGUCUUCACAUCUGAGAAGUUAGAACCAUCCAAUAAUGACAAAUCAUUAGUUGAGUAUCAGAAUAGCCAACAAUUAAUUUUAUAUCGAUCAGCUAAUCGAUUAGUCAACUAAUCACUGCAGGUCUACUAAAUUGGCUGUAAGUUCAAGCACAUAGGAAUGAAUAGGAAUUAUUUGGUUUAGGAAACAGGCACAUUUUGAAAAUGAACUUGUGUAUUGAAAUUCAAAGUUAUUACAGUGAUACAGUCCAUCUAUGUAUUGCCCAGCCCUGAGCUUCACCAUAUCAACAGAAUCUGUCAACACUUGUAGUAUUAUUAAGGUACAUAAAGAUUAAGGUGUGUUUCUUAUUGUGUUUUAGGAGCAGGGAUCUGCUACGUACGACUGUGGACAUGCACAGUAAUUGCACUUGAACAUACAGUGUGUACUUGUUCUCACAGAAACCACUCUUGCUUAAUGUCAGAGAAGGAGAUUAUUACUGUUUGGUCAUAGUUUUUGGAUACAGUCCAAGGCGAAGCUGUAUAAUAGCAGUGAUGUAGUGACGACCAAAUGAGGUAACAAGAAAACAGACUCAUGAAGUAAUGAAGUCCAAAAUUAGUCAUUUGGAGACCGACUAUUAUUAAUAUUUCAAGAUUGUUAUAUCAACGAAAAUGCAUUAGCAAGGGCCCACAUUUCAUAAUAUUGUGCACAAAAUGGGCAAUGCAAAGACAUGACGGAAAUAAAUUACCAUUGGUCACUGAAAGUCAACUCACUGAAAAAGAAAUCGUGUUCAGUGUUAAAUCAGAGGGCAAGUUCUGUCUUAACCUCCUAAGACCCGAACUCUUGCAUGGCGUGCAUUUUUAAUUUCUCUUUGCUAUUUAUUCUGAUUGGGACCUGAGAAAAAUGAUGUCCACAUAUGAGGACAUUAGUUUUAAAUUUCGAUUACUGAGUGGCAGUAUAAUAUCCUCAUAUGUGGUCACCAGGCCCUUGUUGAGAAAAAGUUAGUAUUGUGGUCUAGAGAACCCAAAAUGUGAGGUCCACAUAUGUGGACGCCAGGUCCUAGGAGGUUAAGGAAAAAAAACUGGUGUUAAACUACAAAAUUUAUUAAUUUGGUGGUACAUGUGGUUUACCUCAGUUUAUACACUCCACCAUUUCCUUUGCUAUUAUAAAAGGAACUCUGAGAUUUGUAAUGUGUAGAGCACAAUUCUGAUGCUUCAGUCUUACCUCGUAUUUUUGUAUUAUGUUUGAACAGGUACUACUUUUGUAAGAAAAAGCUGUACACCUGAGAAGUGAUGUAACCUUUUGAUUUUCACUAUACAGUAACUAUUAAUACCAAUAUUUCCAGUAAAGUUUUGUAUUAAGAUUCUUCUAUUACGUUUUUUUUACAUAAAGUUUUCUGAACAAAUUGUUGUCCUGUUCUGUGCUGCUGUGAUUUCACAGCGUUACCAUGGUGUCUGCAAGUCCUGAAAAAUGUUAAAGCAUUGAAUUCAGUUCCCUCAAUAAAAAGACCUUAAGUCUUA